This is a messenger RNA of Pyrgilauda ruficollis (rufous-necked snowfinch), 1302 nucleotides long. RefSeq names its product RCC1 domain containing 1 (gene RCCD1). Lineage: Eukaryota; Metazoa; Chordata; Aves; Passeriformes; Passeridae. The record is from RefSeq and is a predicted model, not a curated record.
GCCCGGCCUCUGUCCGUCUGUCCGUCCGUCCCUCCGCCGUCACGUCCGCCCCUCCGCCGUCACGUCCGCUCCCUCCUCUCCCGGUUCCGCCCCAGCCAUGGCGGCGCCCGCUUGCGUUUGGCUCGCGUUCGGGUUCAGCCCCGAAGAGGCGGCCGGGGAGCCGGGCCCGGGCCCGGGCCCGUGGCGGCUGGAGGCGGGCCCCGAGGGCAUCUCCCGCGUGUGGCCCGCCUGGAGCUACGUGGUCGUGGAGACCGGCGCGGGGCUGGAGGUGCGGAGCGCGGGGCAGCGGCGGCGGCUGCCGGGCUGGGCCGAGGCGCUGCCGUCCGAGACGCACCUGGUGCUGCGGGGCGCGGGCGAGCCCCGCCGGCCGCUGCCGCUGCUGCCCGGCGGCUUCGCCACGCCGCGGCCGCCGUUCUUCACCGCGCUGCCCUCCGGCCUGCGGGCCCGGCGGCUGGCUCUGGGCACGGAGCACGCCCUAGCGCUGGGCGCCGCCGGGGAGGUCUUUACCUGGGGCGGUGGCAGGCACGGGCAGCUGGGCCACGGGCUGCUGGAGUCCGAGCUGCAGCCGCGGCUGGUGGAGGCGCUGGCCGGGGUGCCCAUGCGGGCGGCGGCGGCCGGCGGGUGGCAUUCGGCCAGCGUCAGCGAGGCAGGAGACCUGUACGUGUGGGGCUGGAACGAGUCGGGGCAGCUGGCUCUGCCCUCCAAAGCGCUGGCAGAGGAGCGAGCACGAGAUGAGGACACGGGCACGGGGAGCACCGAGCUGAUGGCCUGCCGGGAGCAGUUGGCUGCCCAGGAUGCUGCAUUCAUCUCCAUCCAGGCGUUCCCAGCACUGCUGGACCUGCCACAGGACCUGGAGGUCAGCACGGUCAGCUGUGGCUCCCGACACACAGCGGCUGUCACACGAGGCGGGGAGCUCUACACCUGGGGCUGGGGUAAAUACGGACAGCUGGGACACGGGAACAGCAUCAGCUCUGACCAGGCACGCCGCGUGGAGCAGCUGGUGGCCAGGGGGCUGCGGGUGGAGGAGGUGGUGUGUGGGCCCUGGACCACCUAUGUGCGCGUGCGGGAGCCGUGAGGGCCCAGGAGCCGUGGGGGCUGCCAGAUGGGGACGAGGGCAGGCUCUGCCCCGCAGGACCAGCUCCACUCUGUGCUCAGGCCAGGGCAGGCAGACCCUGCGGCACAGGAUGGGGCUGGGUUUAGCCCACAAUGACCUGACUCACAGGCUGGCGUGGGGCUGCAGCUGCAUCAGGGCCAGGGGCACGCUGGGACGGGCUGGAUGUGUUUAUUAAAUUCAGAUUUCCA